AGGAAUUAUGGCAGCCGGUGUCCACGGAAAAGUUCGACACUUCAGUGAAUGGCGUAGUUGAGGAGUCUUGAGGGUCCCAAACAAUUUAUCCGCAGCAUCUUAUCAUAACUAUAAUAAAGGGAAGUAACAGAUGUUGGUGUACAAGUAAUUCUUAGCUGAAUUCAGUGCUGCAGAGGAAAUUCAUUCACUGAAGAACCCUCUAAAUCCCACCCUUUGGAUCUGUUAAUUUGUAACUUGAAGGAUUUUCUUAAUCUAUCUGAGCAAUGUUGUCGCUACAUUGUGUCGGGAAGUAGUUUAUUGUAUCAGAAUAAACUUGAGAUCCUAGGGGGUGCUACUGCUGAAAACGACAUUGCCUCUAUAAGACAGGGAUAUCUGCCAGCAGCAACUUGUGUGUAGGAUUCAGGCAGUGUCUUAUUUCCAACAGCUUUUCUGCACAUUCCUUAAUAAGCUUCUUCAAAGCCGUCUGUGCCCCCAAGACAAAGUCCUGUCAGCAGAAACCCAACUCGGGUUUAUUUGACAUUAUUUUCUUUAUUCGGGGUGUAUCUUGUAGGACUCCACUUUAAUACUCUUUUAUUCCAUGUUAAGUUUCUCUAUCAUUAGUAUUAUGGGAGUAUUGGAUAAUAUCACAUUUCAUUUGCCUAAUUUGAUCGUUUUCCAUAAAGGGGCAGCAUCCCUGAAAUGGAUUACUACACUUAAUAAAACAUUGCAACCUUUUUUUUCGUCUUUUGUUCAUAUGGCUGGUGUGACAGUGCUGUUCCUUGUGCAUUCUUGUACUCUCUUAUCAGUGUAGACUCUGCACAGCUGCGGGGACUGCUCUAUCGCUGAGCUGGACAAGGUGUAUUUAUUGAUAAGUCGCCUGUUAGUGGUUUUGAACUGGUCAAGGAAGCACAAUGUCUGAACCCUUGUUCCUCUUUUUUUUUCCGCUCUCUGUUCGUGUGACCAAUCAAUGCUUUUUACCAGUCACCUUAAACCAGUUGAACUCUGCCCUCUUUCCUUGUGGCCUUCUAGCUAUAGAAUCUUAUGUCCUCUCUGCUUUAUUGUCUGCACAUACCUAUCUCUCCCUCCUCGUCAACUCCUCCUCCUCCUCCUCCUUCGGCUUAACCCAUUGCAUACUGAAUUCUGCAACUCAGACUGACCACUGUGUACUUGACCUAUUUAAAUGGCCUCCUCUCUCUCUGUUUCAGUCUACGUUCAUUUCUUUGCAUAUGAGAUAUCCAGCUACCUAGCUAUGGUGGCACUCUCUAUGGGUAAUGCAUUACCAUGCCUUGCACCUCUCCACUAGUUUUUUUUUUUUUUCAAACACAACUUCUUAACCCCUCCCUUCCGUUUAACUUAUAUCACACGUCCCUUACACAUGUGUAAAACUUUAGCAUGCUUGCUCCUGUAAGCAGCGCCCGGUGUACGCUGUGGACCCGGGCAUCAUCUAGCUGGCAUGUCACCUAUUUCCCUACAGAUGCCCUGUGCUCCUAGCCUGCAGCCUGUAAGCCUUGGCUGGGAUCUCACAGAUCUCCACGUACAUAGUGUGUUUAUGUGAUAAAGGCUGUGAUCUCUUUUCUCUGUGGCAUCUCCAGAGCAGGAUCAGAUUCCAGCCCAACACUGAGCUUCUAUAUAUAUGUAUUUUUUUUGCUUUCAAUAAGCAGCAGCUUGUGUCUAGCCCCUUCUCUCCUCACCCUCCCCCUUGUACUGUGAGUGCCCUCAUUCCCACCCCCUCUCCUUCUGAUCACUGUCCAUUGGCUUGCCCGGGUCUGGUUUUCCUGUCCAGCCCCUUAUGAAUGUCCAUUGGUGUUGCCUUCCCUCCUCCUCUUCUCUCCCCCUGGCCCUGCCCAUGUUUUGUAUGUCUCUGUCCAUCCAGCUCCUGACGUUCAAGUUUGCAGGGACGUCACGUCCGCACUUGAACUUGCAGCUCAGGGGGGCUUUUGCCAUUUUUUUCAUUUCUCUCCUUCUCUAUCUAUCUCUUCUUUUUUUUCACCCCCCUCCAAAAAGAAAAAAAAAAAAAAAAGGCAUGACGGCUGUCCCACAAUUCAUCUUCCCUGCACCAUCUUUGUAUUAUUUCUAAUUUAUUUUGGAUGUCAAAGGCAUUUGAUGAAGAUAUUUUCUCUGGAGUCUCCUUCUUUCUAACCCUGCUCUCCCGAUGUGAACCGAGCUCUCACAAGCCACCCACCAACCAACAUGUCUCGCCGCAAGCAAGGCAAGCCCCAGCACUUAAGCAAACGGGAAUACUCACCCGAACCUGUCGAAGCCAUUUUAACAGACGAUGAACCAGACAACAGCACAUUGGGAACCGGAGAAGGGGACCAUGACCUUCUUACCUGUGGCCAGUGUCAGAUGAACUUCCCAUUGGGGGACAUUCUUAUUUUUAUUGAGCACAAACGGAAACAAUGCAAUGGCAGCCUUUGCUUAGAGAAGGCUGUGGAUAAGCCGCCCUCACCUACGCCAAGUGAGCUGAAGAAAGCGUCCAAUCCUGUGGAGGUUGGCAUCCAGGUCACGCCGGAGGAUGACGACUGUUUGUCAACGUCAUCUAGAGGGAUUUGUCCUAAACAGGAAAAUGCAGCAGGCAAGGAUGAGCCCAGCAGCUAUACAUGUACAACAUGUAAACAGCCAUUCUCCAGUGCAUGGUUUCUCCUGCAACAUGCACAGAACACUCACGGCUUCAGAAUCUAUCUGGAAAGUGAACAUGGCAGUCCUCUAACACCCCGGGUAGGCAUUCCAUCAGGACUGGGUGCAGAAUGUCCUUCACAGCCACCACUCCAUGGAAUUCAUAUUGCUGACAAUAAUCCCUUUAACCUGUUGAGAAUCCCUGGAUCAGUAUCAAGAGAGGCUUCUGGUCUAUCUGAGGGUCGAUUCCCACCAACUCCCCCAUUAUUUAGUCCCCCACCAAGACAUCAUUUGGAUCCACAUCGUAUAGAACGUCUGGGUGCAGAAGAAAUGGCUCUCGCAACACAUCACCCGAGUGCCUUUGACAGGGUACUGCGACUUAACCCCCUGGCUAUGGAGCCACCAGCAAUGGAUUUUUCAAGGAGACUUAGAGAGCUAGCUGGUAACACUUCCAGUCCCCCUUUGUCACCCAACCGACCAAGCCCUAUGCAAAGGUUACUGCAGCCAUUCCAGUCCAGCAGCAAACCACCAUUUUUGGCAACUCCACCCCUCCCUCCUCUUCAGUCUGUACCUCCUCCUUCACAACCUCCUGUUAAAUCCAAGUCUUGUGAGUUUUGUGGAAAAACUUUUAAAUUUCAAAGCAAUCUAGUAGUACACCGUAGAAGCCACACUGGAGAAAAACCUUACAAAUGCAACCUGUGCGACCAUGCAUGCACGCAGGCCAGCAAACUCAAACGCCACAUGAAAACACACAUGCAUAAAUCCUCCCCAAUGACAGUAAAAUCAGAUGAUGGUCUUUCUACAGCCAGUUCUCCAGAGCCAGGAACCAGUGAUUUAGUUGGUAGUGCAAGCAAUGCCCUCAAAUCUGUAGUGGCCAAGUUCAAAAGUGAACAUGAUCCAAACAUGAUCCCAGAGAAUGGUGAUGAGGAAGAAGAGGAAGAAGAAGAGGAGGAGGAAGAGGAGGAAGAAGAGGAGGAGGAGGAGGAUUUGACAGAAACGGACAGUAGGCCGGAUUAUAGUUUUGCCCUGAACCUUGAAGCUACUCGUCACCACGAAAACAACUCCAGAUCUGGUGAGGAAAGCCGAUCUAUGCCUGAUGUCAUGCAAGGCGUGGGUCUUGGUGCAAUGCAUCACUUUAGUGAUGCCUUUCAUCAGGCGCUGGUUGAUAAACAUAAAAGAGGGCAUUUAUCCGAACCAGAAGUGCAAAGAGACACUUGUGAUGAAGACUCAGUGGCAGGAGAAUCAGACCGCAUAGAUGGUGGUACUGUUAAUGGGAGGGGAUGUUCACCUGGUGAAUCUGCUUCAGGAGGCUUGUCAAAAAAAUUGCUUCUCGGUAGCCCAAGUUCCAUGAGUCCUUUUUCUAAACGCAUCAAACUUGAGAAGGAAUAUGACCUCCCUGCUGCAACUAUGCCUAACACAGAAAAUGUUUACUCCCAGUGGCUUGCUGGCUAUGCCGCAUCCAGGCAGCUAAAAGAUCCAUUCCUCACUUUUGGAGACUCUAGACAAUCGCCAUUUGCCUCCUCUUCAGAGCACUCAUCUGAAAAUGGUAGUUUACGUUUCUCUACACCUCCAGGGGAGAUGGAUGGAGGGAUUUCAGGCCGUAGUGGCACAGGAAGUGGAGGAAGCACUCCCCAUAUUAGUGGCCCAGGGCCUGGAAGGCCCAGUUCAAAAGAGGGCAAGCGCAGCGACACUUGUGAGUACUGUGGAAAAAUCUUCAAGAACUGUAGUAACCUUACUGUUCACAGGAGGAGCCACACUGGUGAAAGGCCAUAUAAGUGUGAGCUUUGCAACUACGCCUGCGCGCAGAGUAGCAAACUUACCCGGCACAUGAAAACACAUGGUCAGGGGGAAAAUACAACAGCAUCUUUAAAUCUAAGGACAGAACAAUCAAAUUUAUAUGGCAAGAAGUCUGAAAAGAUAUGCAAAAGUGUAAACAAAUAUGCAUACCAAUUUGGACAGAAAUAAAUAACACCUAAAAAAGAAGACAAAGGAGAAGACGAUCGUGCUGAUAUGAACAGGCCAACUUAUUGUAAAUGAAAAAAAAAAAUAAUAAUAAUAAUUCCUUCAACCUGACCUCUAUGUAUUAUACUUGUAGUUGAGUAUUAUUGGUCAUUGCACCUAGCAGGAAUGCUCUUAGAGUACAUUACUUCCCUGUAUUGACAUGACUUUGACUUAAAAAAAAAAAAAUAUACAAAUAGCCACAAAAGCCAGCACAGGAUUUACGAUGUCAUCUGAAGAUACAAAAAUUUACAUAAAUUUUUCACAUAAAUUUUUUGGGGAAAACAGAUGCACAUUUUGCAGAAUAUAUUAUAAAAACAUAUUUAAAAAAACACCGUACAAGUAACUAAUAUUAUUUCAACGUAUUAUAUGCUGGACUGAAAUGGAGAAAUCCCACUGAAAAUCACAGCCUUAAGCAGUACAUUUUGCUGUCUUGGUCUUUUAGGACAUCAUGAUACCCUUAUUUAAGAGAUAAUAUACAGUACUGCCUCGAUAACUGGGGCUUUAAAAACUAGUCAACAAGAACAUAAUUUACAAAUGACACGUUGUACUCCGAGCUCUAAAGGAGGAAAAUAAUGGUAAUACAAAGUGUGACAUUUUCUAACUGUGUGAUAAAUUAAUGGUGUUAUAAAAACCAUGAACCAUUGAGGCCUUUUCAAGUUUGUUAGAAAUCUGCACCAGAUUUAUAUGGCACCCAUAAUGUGUUCUUAAGCUGCUGUAAAAUUUCAUGCAAGCAUGACCUAGUGUCCAGAGAAAAUUUUAUAAAUAUAUUUCUAUGUUGGAAAAAAAAAUUGAUGUGGUAAUCCUUCACCGUUUACUGUUAGACUUUUGAGGCCAACUUUAAAUAAUAAUGUAGAAGUAAAACCGUGUCCCAUUAGAAUCUUGUAUAAGCUCUUGAGACAAUAGGAUCACUCAAGAUAUUUUGUGCAAAGAUGCUGAAGACCAUUGGUACAACAAGGAUUUUUUUUCUUUCUUUUCUUUGGUUUGACUCCAUUUAUAUGUUCCUACAAAGUCGCAAUAAAUCCGGAAUAAAAGGAGAUCUAGUAUCAGUGCCUGAAAUUCUAAAUAUUUGCUUGCAUUAUAAACAAAGGGAAGGGUGAGAAAGGGGAAGGGGUUUUCCUUUUAAUGCAGUUUGUACAGAAUAACAUAUUGUAGGGUAAAAACAACAAUUCUGCCAGUUCUUAUGUUAAUUGUUACCCAUUUUGGGGUGAAUUUAAUGUGAUGUAAACUGUUGUUAUAUACUGAAAGUAUAUUCCAGGAACCAUUGUUAAUAUACAUUAUACAUUUGCCUUUAAAAAGGCCCGAAACACAAAAGAAAUUAAAUUGACACAAUAAACUGUAAAGAUUUAGGCCUG
Molecule: messenger RNA, 5948 nt
Organism: Hyla sarda
Lineage: Eukaryota; Metazoa; Chordata; Amphibia; Anura; Hylidae
Gene: BCL11A
Product: BCL11 transcription factor A
Exons: 4
Coding region: 2170-4560 (796 amino acids)
Biological process (GO): regulation of transcription by RNA polymerase II; negative regulation of dendrite development
Cellular component (GO): nucleus
Molecular function (GO): RNA polymerase II cis-regulatory region sequence-specific DNA binding; DNA-binding transcription factor activity
Source: RefSeq, a predicted model, not a curated record